AGUUCAUCAAGUUAUUGUGAAAUUCUACAUAGUUAGCCCGCACUUCCAAGCAAUGCGAAGUCAACGCGAACAGUACACUUUACACAAUAUUCAUUUGCUCCUCCCUUGUUCACGGCGCAUUUGUUUGCUCCAUCUUCAGCUCUGUUUGUUUAAUUAGCAACUCCAAAACCAUGCUUUCUGUUCAAGAAACGCUUUGGCCAUGUGAAAGCUAAGGCUUUCUGUCUUUGCAAUCAACACAACGACUAGUCGAAUUUCUUACUAAUAGUUGCCAAGAUCAGCUAUCGAUCAGCUGGUAUUGCAAUGCUGAAUCAGUGCCUUCUUCAAGAGCGCGGCAGAGAUGCAUCUAGUCAAUGCUCUCUAGGCUAGAAGAGGAAGAAGUUGGAGACGCAUUUAUUUGGCCAAUGCAAAGAUGAGAGAUUCGGCAGCAUUACUGCACGGGAUUCUCCAACGUCGCUGCGUAUCUUAUCUGGCUACAUUAUUCUUCUUCAUUCUGUGCAUUGCGGCUUUCUUCUCGGCACGCUUGCUCGACUUCAGGUGGAAUGCAGGGAAUUACCCUCGAAAAUCAAUAUUCAGUGGCGUCACAUUUUCAAAAUACCCUCUUCAUGAUCCAUGGACAAAGCCCAGGAGGAAUCCGAUUGAAAUCCCAUUGACUUGCGCUGUUACCAACAGCACACGAACUUGCCCAACAACUUACCACCCACCAAAUCUUUCGGCACGAGAUGAAGACGCGGCCGCUCCCGAGGCCUGCCCAGAUUACUUCCGGUGGAUCCACGAAGACCUGUCGCCCUGGAGGGAGACUGGAAUUUCACUAGACAUGGUGGAGGCGGCCAAAAGAAGGGCAUACUUCCGACUGGUUAUAGUGAAUGGGACUGUUUACGUGGAGACUUAUCAAAGGUCGUUUCAGACGAGAGAUGUUUUCACGCAGUGGGGAAUUUUACAGUUGCUACGGCGGUACCCGGGUAAACUGCCCGACUUGGAUCUCAUAUUUAGCUGCGCGGACCAGCCGGGUAUUGUUAAAGAAUGUUAUCCCAAAUCCAACGCCACCGCCCCGCCACCGCUGUUCGGCUAUGACGGAGAUGAUGCGACCGUCGACAUUGUUUUCCCGGAUUGGUCAUUCUGGGGAUGGCCUGAAAUUGUUAUAAAGCCAUGGGAGCAAUUGUCCGAGGAGCUAAAAGAAGGGAACCGGCGGAUGCGAUGGGUGGACAGGGAAGCACAUGCAUAUUGGAAGGGCAACGCUAGACUUACGGCUUCAAGGAGGGAUUUACUCAAGUGCCAUGUUUCGGACAAGCAAGAUUGGAAUGCCCGUGUCUAUUAUCAGGACUGGCAUCGUGAACAACGACAGGGUUUCAAAAAUUCUAACUUAGCAGACCAAUGCAUCCACAGAUUUAAAAUCUACAUCGAAGGAAUUGGGUGGUCCGUAAGCGAAAAGUACAUUCUUGCGUGUGACUCUGUUAGUUUAGUGGUCAGGCCACGUUACUACGAUUUCUUCACAAGAAGUUUGAUACCUCUGCAACACUAUUGGCCCAUAAGAGAGAAUGACAAGUGCAGAUCAAUUAAGUAUGCUGUUCACUGGGGCAAUACCCAUCAGGAAGAGGCACAGGCCAUUGGCAAGGCAGCAAGCGAUUUUGUACAAGAGGAGCUGCAAAUGAAAUAUGUGUAUGAUUACAUGUUUCACCUCUUGACAGAGUAUGCUAAGCUUCUGAAAUACAAGCCAAGCGUUCCUCCGAAGGCAAUUGAACUUUGUUCCGAGUUAAUGGCCUGUCCGGCUGAUGGAUUGGUGAAGAAAUAUAUGGUGGAUUCCGUUGUUACGAGUCCCUCUGAGGCAGCUCCAUGCACCGUGCCUCCUCCUUACGACCCUCCUACUCUUCAUUCAAUUUUGGAGAGAAAAGAAGAUUUAAUAAAGCAGGUAGAGACGUGGGAAAAACAGUAUUGGGAUACUCAAACCAAUCACAAUUAAUUAGACGGGCCGACGACAUGUUUUUCUUCUUCAGCUGGUUUGUCAUCAUCAAUUUCCCUGCAGCUAUCAAAAAUUUUAUAAAAAAAAUUUACU
Molecule: messenger RNA, 2050 nt
Organism: Coffea arabica (coffee)
Lineage: Eukaryota; Viridiplantae; Streptophyta; Magnoliopsida; Gentianales; Rubiaceae
Source: RefSeq, a predicted model, not a curated record